ACGUUCUGUUGGCAGAUUGCUGAGUAGUAGAGCAUAAGCACAAACUGUUUUUCUCUCCAAACGCUGUGCUUAAUUAAAACCAGCCAUUGCCACCAUAUAUAUAUAAAGGCCAUUCUUUCUUUGCAUUUUAAGAUAAAUUCUCAGCCAUUGUCUCAAACUACUCUGAAUUUGUGAGAUUUUUCAUUGCCCACUUCUCUUGUUCACUGCAAGUACCACCAUGUCGUCGCCGGGGGUGCAACUUACUAUUCAAGAUAAUCAUGUGGUGAUGGAAAAUGGCAUACUAAAAGUCACCUUAUCAAAUCCUGGGGGAAUUGUGACUGGAAUACAGUAUAAUGACAUCGACAACUUGCUUGAAGUUUUGAAUGACGAAUCUAAUAGAGGGUAUUGGGACCUUGUUUGGAGCUCACCAACAAGUACAGGAACAAGUGGCACAUUUGAUGUCAUCAAGGGAACAACUUUCAAAGUUGUGGUUGAAAAUGAGGACCAAGUUGAGUUAUCCUUCACCAGGACGUGGGACGUCUCUCGCGAGGGCAAGUUGGUUCCUUUAAAUAUUGAUAAAAGGUUCGUAAUGCUUCGUGGUUCUUCCGGCUUCUACUCAUAUGCAAUUUAUGAGCACUUAGAGGAGUGGCCAGCUUUCAAUCUUGACGAAACAAGAAUUGCUUUCAAACUUAGAAAGGACAAAUUCCAUUAUAUGGCGAUGGCAGAUAAUAGACAAAGAAACAUGCCUCUUCCAGAUGACCGAUUACCACCUAAGGGAAAAGCCCUUGCCUACCCAGAGGCAGUUCUACUAGUCAAUCCCAUCGAACCAGAACUUAAAGGAGAGGUGGAUGACAAGUACCAAUAUUCAUGUGACAACAAAGAUAGCCAAGUUCAUGGAUGGAUCUGCAUGGAUCCCGCAGUUGGAUUCUGGCUAAUUACGCCCAGCAAUGAGUUUAGAUCUGGUGGACCCCUCAAACAAAACUUAACUUCCCAUGUGGGGCCUACCACUCUUGCUGUGUUUCUGAGUGCUCAUUAUAGCGGAGAGGAUCUGGUGCCUAAGUUCAAUUCUGGUGAGGCAUGGAAGAAAGUUUUUGGUCCAGUUUUCAUUUAUUUGAAUUCUCCCUAUGAUGGAACUGACCCCCUUAAGCUAUGGGAAGACGCUAAACUACAGAUGUCGGUGGAAGUUCAAAGCUGGCCUUACAGUUUUCCUGAAUCAGAGGAUUUCGCCAAGUGGGACGACCGUGGUAAUGUUAGUGGCAGGCUUUUGGUUAGAGAGAGGUAUAUAAACGAUGACUAUGUAUCAGCAAAAGGUGCCUAUGUUGGCUUGGCUCCACCGGGAGACGUGGGGUCUUGGCAAAGAGAAUGCAAGAAUUACCAGUUUUGGGCUAGAGCGGACGAUGAUGGCUACUUCUCCGUCAGCAAUAUACGUGCUGGAGACUAUAAUGUGUACGCAUGGGUACCUGGUUUUAUUGGUGACUAUAAAUAUGACGUAGUUAUCAACAUAACAGAAGGUUGUGACAUCGACCUUGGUGAUCUUGUAUAUGAACCUCCAAGAGAUGGUCCAACAUUGUGGGAAAUUGGCAUCCCUGAUCGCUCAGCUGCUGAGUUCUAUGUUCCUGACCCAAAUCCCAAAUAUAUCAACAAACUCUAUGUUAAUCACCCUGACAAGUUUAGGCAAUAUGGGUUAUGGGAGAGAUAUGCAGAACUAUACCCUGACAAAGACUUGAUCUACACAAUUGGUGUUAGUGACUACACCAAAGAUUGGUUCUUUGCUCAAGUUACCAGAAAGAAAGAUGAUAACACAUAUCAAGGAACCACAUGGCAAAUCAAGUUUAAGCUUGAUAGCGUGAACAAAAGCAGUAGCUAUAAACUGAGAGUGGCUUUGGCAUCAGCAACAUUAUCUGAACUUCAGGUUCGAGUUAAUAAUCCAAAGGCACCUCGUCCUCUAUUUUCAAGUGGGUUGAUAGGAAGGGAUAACUCGAUCGCUAGGCACGGAAUUCAUGGACUUUAUUGGCUUUACAAUGUAGGCAUACCUGGAACUCAACUAGUUGAAGGAGAUAAUACCAUCUUUUUGACACAGACCAGAGGAAAUGGUCCAUUUCAGGCCAUCAUGUAUGAUUAUAUUCGUUUGGAAGCUCCACCGUCGUCUAGCUUCAACAAGAAAAAUUGAGAAAUUUAAUUUCUGUUUUACUAACAAUAUUAAUUUAAUCAAAUCCGACGAAUAAAUAUUGGGAAUAAAGAGUACGUAGUGGAGCUUAUGAAAUAAUGAAAAUUUCGGUUUCUUUGUAGUUUGUACUUGUUUGGGUUUAUAGACUGGGAUCGUUCCACUAUAAAAAUAUGUACAAGACCUUCGUUUAAUAUGAAUUAUAAAGUAUUAUAAUAGUUACAACGUG
This is a messenger RNA of Glycine soja, 2372 nucleotides long. Its product is annotated as probable rhamnogalacturonate lyase B. The record is from RefSeq and is a predicted model, not a curated record. The transcript is spliced from 15 exons. NCBI's taxonomy places the organism in Eukaryota, Viridiplantae, Streptophyta, Magnoliopsida, Fabales, Fabaceae. Gene Ontology annotation, molecular function: catalytic activity; carbohydrate binding. Bases 218 to 2149 code for a protein of 643 amino acids. Gene Ontology annotation, biological process: carbohydrate metabolic process.